Messenger RNA from Paraphaeosphaeria sporulosa, 1715 nucleotides. RefSeq lists its product as uncharacterized. Lineage: Eukaryota; Fungi; Ascomycota; Dothideomycetes; Pleosporales; Didymosphaeriaceae. The transcript has a single exon. The coding region runs from base 420 to 1715 and encodes 431 amino acids. The record is from RefSeq and is a predicted model, not a curated record.
GCCGGAAACUGAUUAUCGUAUAUGCAAGCCGACAACUACCGAUUCGCUUUUCUGUAUAAAAAAGCUAGGAGCAAUGAUGUUUCACUGGUUGCACGCAAGAUUAUCGUACCCUUGUCGGCGACCCCGCUCAUGUUCCCCCCGCACGCGCAGGCUAAUGGGUGUGGGACAGGACUGAUUGUGAUUGGUAUUUUUGAAAACUGAUAUCCGGACACCUUCUUUAACAAGAACGGUGAACUGCACGCUGGGGGCACGGCGAGUAUGUGCCAAUAUGGGUUGCAUCUCACGCUGCAUGUACCGACUGGCUGUCCGACCAAGUCCAGGUCCUCUUCUCUUCGCCAGAUACGACAAUAGAACAUCCAUAUGAUCGCUCCUUUUCAGUCGAAUUUAGAGCCCACACGAAUGGGUUACGCUUGUAAACAAUGGCACAAACUUUGUUGGAUUACCUUCGACAACAAAAUCCAACCUUGGGCCAGAUCCAUCACAAGUCUGGAAGUACCAACACGAAAAACUCCCAAUAUAAGGUGCCACAGCGUGUGGCAAGGUGGGAAGGUUUCGAUUCAGGCACUUUGCAAAAAAUGUACCCUAUUCUUCUUAAUCGGGUUCGGACCCGGGACGCUCUUGGAUUUCGGCCCGUCGAUUUGCAAGUAAAGGGUGAAAAUGGGGGUUUCUCGGACGUCGUAUACUGUUGGAAUCGGGAAAUAGUAGUAAGAGCCUUGGAAGAAACCAGGGAAUACAUUCGGCACGGCGACCUUGUUUACAUGGUACGCGGUGAAAAGGCAAGACAUCCCCAGGGGGCAACGAAAGGAUUUCGUCCCGACUGGGCAGCGAUUCUGUUGGACGCGGACGGGAAGGCAAGAGGAAGUUCGCCAACAAACUUUCUUCCUGGCGAAACGAAAUACAGCGAAAAGUGGAGAUCGGCAUGGGUCGAGGUAGGGGACUUCAAGCAUAUGUUCAAUUCUCAGAAUGAGCUACCAGAGUGGUUCAAACCUUUAGCUCAAGUAUUCACCUACUGUUACCAUCUGAAAACACGGUACGCGUACAUUAUAACCGACGAAGAGCUUGUCCUUUUCAGAGUUGGACCAAGCGAAGAUGGACCAGAACCUAGCCCAACAACGUGGCAAUGCGAGGUAGAGGCGUUGAGAUUCCACGGCAAGAUCGAAUUCGUAUCCGUGCCCUGGAUUAAUGGACGCAGUGAAGAAGGGGUCGAGCUCGGAGGUCCAAACGAAUUGUCCGUCAACACAGCUCUUUGGUGGAUCCAUCUGCAAGCAGCCCACAAGAACUCAAUAGAAUGGACCUACCCUUCUUUGGAAGAAGAAAUACUCGCAAUUCAGGACUCAUUCCGUCUAGAGGAUGAUGUAAUGUUCCCCCGAAAUGACUCCUGCGGCGCGAGUGCAGUUUACACGCCAACUGAACGAGCGGCCAGCGAUGCGAGCGACAUACUACCCAGCUUCGUGGUAGGGCAGGAAACCGCCCAGUUUGCGAUUCCUAGAAGCUCGGCUGCGAGUUAUGGACUGAGAUCGAGGAGGAGGAAUGCCGGUAGAAAUCAGGCCACAUCUUCGUUUGGCAGCGAUGCACCAAAUACAUCCUUCGUCUCGCAUUCUUCUAUAACAUCAAACAAGAAUAGAGUCAAAAAGCCGAAAGCAAAGAUAUCAAAACGGGGUCGCCCGGAGAGAUCGAAUUCGGGAAACAAUCGCGGAAAUAGCAAGAAAAGCUGA